CGCAAGGAGACAUACUCUUCAUACAUCUACAAAGUCUUGAAGCAAGUCCACCCCGACACUGGUAUCUCCAACCGUGCCAUGUCGAUCCUGAACUCCUUCGUCAAUGACAUCUUUGAGCGCGUCGCCACCGAGGCCUCCAAGCUUGCAGCAUACAACAAGAAGUCAACCAUCUCAUCCCGAGAGAUUCAAACAUCCGUGCGGCUCAUUCUUCCUGGCGAACUUGCAAAGCAUGCCGUAUCAGAAGGUACAAAGGCUGUGACCAAGUACUCGUCGUCU
Amorphotheca resinae ATCC 22711 is the source of this 276-nucleotide messenger RNA. RefSeq lists its product as hypothetical. The transcript has 4 exons. Gene Ontology annotation, cellular component: nucleosome. The record is from RefSeq and is a predicted model, not a curated record. Gene Ontology annotation, biological process: nucleosome assembly. Gene Ontology annotation, molecular function: DNA binding; structural constituent of chromatin; protein heterodimerization activity. NCBI's taxonomy places the organism in Eukaryota, Fungi, Ascomycota, Leotiomycetes, Helotiales, Amorphothecaceae. The annotation marks the transcript as partial.